Vicugna pacos (alpaca) is the source of this 1631-nucleotide messenger RNA. The record is from RefSeq and is a predicted model, not a curated record. NCBI's taxonomy places the organism in Eukaryota, Metazoa, Chordata, Mammalia, Artiodactyla, Camelidae.
GACCGCGCGGAUGCCGACUGGGCCACUCCGCUGUGCCUAACCCUGCUGCGGCCUUCUGAGUCAUCAGCCCCGCCCUGCGCAGCCGGACGCAGCCGGAGGCCCCGGAGCAGCAGAUACCAGCGGACCGGCGGACGUGUGAGCAAGGCGGUGAGCGCCCAGUCCGGAUUCCCCCUGCACUCCUUGAUCCCGGCCCUGCGGCCUUCAGAUCCGAAGAGAUCGUAAAAUCUUGGGCACAGGGGUACCCCCCGACCCGUGAUCUCAGAUUCGAACUCCCAGACCUGUCCGGCCUCAGUUAUCCCGCCCUGGACUCUUCCACCUUCUCUCUCAGGAUCUAAAGAAUCUGGAAUCACAGCCAUGUUCCUGGUUAACUCGUUCUUGAAGGGUGGCGGCGGCGGCGGCGGGGGAGGCGGGGGCCUGGGCGGGGGCCUGGGGAAUGUGCUUGGAGGCCUGAUCAGCGGGGCCGGAGGAGGCGGCGGAGGAGGUGGAGGCGGUGGCGGCGGUGGUGGUGGCGGAACUGCCAUGCGCAUCCUGGGCGGGGUCAUUAGCGCCAUCAGUGAGGCGGCUGCGCAGUACAACCCUGAGCCCCCGCCCCCUCGCACCCAUUACUCCAACAUCGAAGCCAAUGAGAGCGAGGAGGUCCGCCAGUUCCGGAGGCUCUUUGCCCAGCUGGCUGGAGACGACAUGGAGGUCAGUGCCACAGAACUCAUGAACAUUCUCAACAAAGUCGUGACCCGACAUCCUGAUCUGAAGACUGAUGGUUUUGGCAUCGACACGUGUCGCAGCAUGGUGGCCGUGAUGGAUAGUGACACAACUGGCAAGCUGGGUUUCGAGGAAUUCAAGUACUUGUGGAACAACAUCAAAAAGUGGCAGUCCGUAUACAAACAGUUUGACUUUGACCGUUCAGGGACCAUUGGCAGCAGUGAACUCCCAGGAGCCUUUGAAGCAGCAGGGUUCCACCUGAAUGAGCAUCUCUACAAUAUGAUCAUCCGACGCUACUCAGACGAGGCAGGGAACAUGGAUUUUGACAAUUUCAUCAGCUGCCUGGUCAGACUGGAUGCCAUGUUCCGUGCCUUCAAAUCUCUUGACAAAGAUGGUACUGGACAAAUCCAGGUGAACAUCCAGGAGUGGCUGCAGCUGACCAUGUAUUCCUGAAGGGGAGCUCCAGACCUGCCCCCCUCAUCGCCUCGCUGUAGGAGUCAGCUUGGACUCUUCAGUCUCUCCCAGGGCUGAUCCUGUCUGCAAUCACAUCUUCUCGGGUCCUGCUGACCCACAGGCCUUUCCGUUCUCCCAGCCCUCAGUACCCGGCUCUCAGUCAAAAGCCAGAGCCCAACGUGCCCCAACAUGCCCUGCCCCAAGGGUUACCCCAGCCCUGGCACACCCAUCUCACACCCACUCUGUAACCCCUCUCUUGCACCUGUGCCAAGCCUAGUACUUGUGUUGCUUCCACACCCCAAGGGCCCUUCUCUCAGUUCUGAGAGUAUCACUCCAGUCUCUACGCCCAGUUACCACCUAGGCAGCAGAACUCCAGGCCAUUAACAGGCCCACAUGCCCCAGUGCCUUUGUCUGUAUUCUGCUCCCAGCCUGCCAGGCCCAGGAGGAAAUAAACGCACCCCAGUUGCUGUUCUCUCUGA